CUUCAAGCAAAGCCGCAGGCGGUAUCCCAAAGCAAUUACAAUUGGACAAGGAUUUCGGUUCAGGGCCAAUGAAAUGGCUUGUUUCAAGCUUCGUGGCUGACAUAACUGUUGUUGUAGGGAGCUGUAGGUUGGCCUGAUCAUGACGGAUUGUCGGACUCCAAUUUUUUUCCACGCUUAGCAGAAGCCAGAAAAGAACAAGAUCACUCGCAUGGUAGAGAGCACUAGUCUUCGAAGCUUCACAUAGGUAUAUAAUCGGUUUCAAACGUGGCACAGUCCGCCCAGCGUGUUGUCCAUAAAUAUGGGGCAAGUCUAAAUCUGCACCCUUCCCCUUUUGCGGUUCGCAGACAAAAGAACGACUACUGCAUCUGCGCCAUGUGUGGGUUGAAGUACUUAUCCCGCCGAUUGGUUUCAAGGUUACCAGUCUUCCAGCCAUCCUGAACAGCUUUGUUAACAAAAAAGCACGUCAUAUGUUUAAUCAGAUCCCAAAUAUGGAAAAUUAUAGUCCCUACUAUUUUGAUCCCCAAAUGGAGCAGCUUCCAGCACAAAGUGCAAAUGCACCAGCUCCUGCAAAAAAGGGACCAGGCAGAAAAAGGAAAAUCAAAACAGAACCAACAGAUGGAAAUACUGGAGAAGUCAAUGGUACAAAUGUGAAAGUCAAACAAGAGAAGAUCACUGGCAAACUGACAGUACGCAAGAAAAGGGACCGGUUCAAUGGAAUGCCUGAAGAGGAAGUCCUGGCUCGUACCUUGCCUGAUCACAUGGCUCCUAACUUGGAUAUCGUUAUUGUGGGCAUAAACCCUGGCUUAUAUGCAGCUUAUGUGGGUCAUCACUACGCAGGACCAGGAAAUCAUUUUUGGAAGUGCCUCUACUUAUCUGGACUUAUCCCAGAACCAAUGACAGCAUAUGAAGAUUCAAAACUCCUUGAACACGGUAUAGGAUUUACCAAUAUUGUGGCCAGAACAACAAGAGGUAGUAGCGAUCUCACUAGGAAAGAAAUCAAAGAAGGGGCUACAAUUUUAGCAGAGAAACUACGUCAAUACAAGCCUAAGAUAGCAGUGUUUAAUGGGAAGGGUAUUUAUGAAAUAUUUUUGGGACACAAAAAUUUUCACAUUGGAAAGCAGCCUGACCUGCUAGAAGGAACAGAGACGACAGUGUAUGUGAUGCCAUCUUCUAGUGCCAGGUGUUCUCAGCUUCCACGUGCUGUAGACAAAGUGCCAUUUUAUGUAGCACUUAAAAAGCUCAGGGACUACUUGAGAGGCGACAUGAAGACGCUUGAUGAGGCAGAGGUGAUUUUCCCAGAUCUUGAACUCAAGGUGAAGACAGAGAAGACAGAAGAGCCAACAGAAUCAACUCAAACACAACAGAUGAUGCCAACUCCACAACCUGAUUGGUCAGCUUGUAAUCAGUCGCAGCCUGGGAGUAAUAAUGGUAAUGGGAUGUGUUCAGUAGUCAAACAGGAGAAGUCUUACGACCCAAGGGAUUAUGGCAUGAUGCCAGCUGUGAGUCAGAAUUGUUACACAGGCCAACCUCCAUCAAUGGGCUUCCCUGCAAACUACCCUGGUAUGCAGGGCAUGUCUGGUCAUAGCCAGGCCUCGCCCAACAUGGGCGCUUUCUCUGCAUGCCAGAGUAUGGGCAUGUACCCUGUAAAGAUGGAACCAGGAACUACGUGCAUGUAUGGAGUGAUGCCACAACAACAACAGCAGCAGCAGACCCAGCAUGCCCAUCAACAGCAACAUUCCCAGCACAUGCCAAACUUCCAACAAAUGUCAGCCACUCAGCCCUAUUAUAGUGGUCAAUCCAUUCCCAAUUUCAGUGCGGUUGUAAAGAGAGAGCCCCCUUCUUUUGGCUAUGGUGACUGCAUGACGAUAUCUGACCCCAACACAGGGACUACGCAUAUACAGCUGUAAUAAGCUUAUGUACCUCACAAUGAAUCUCAAUAGGUUUUUUUUCCAUAUUGAAUACUUAUUAUAGUAUACUCCAUUGUCAGGGUUAAUAGAGAAAUGCAAGUGGACAUCAGUGUUUGUAGUUAAACUGUCAUGCCCAGCAUUAAAAACAUCCUUACAUUUUGCCCAUCAAUUGACGCUAACUUGAUUUUGUCCCUAACAGUAUGUCAGUUUGGCAGUCUCACUGAAGACUCCGCAGCAACAUUGUAGGGUAGACACUGUUGACUCUCCAAAGCCCUUGGGCUGGUAUUUAAGUGCAAACUUUUCUUUUGUUUUGUAUUUUGAUAACUUUUUCCGGGUGGGAAAUGCUGACAUCUGAAGCCCUUAUUGAUUUCAUUAUUUUAAAGAAAGUAAAAUAAAUUGUUUCUUUGAUAGACUUGUACACUCCGUUUUAGAUAGCAAAACCUCGAUGGUGUGUACUGAAGACUGUUGAUGUGGAAAGAAAGGUCUCCCGUGACAUGGUCAGAUCAUGAUUUCUAGUCUCUAGUCUUUGAUUUACAUGUAUAUUCCCCUGAAGCUGCUAAGGCAUUUGAAUCCAAUUGUCCUGUGACACUGUUCAAACACUUGACGUGCAAUUAUUCACCAAAAUUUCCAUCCUAAGUCAGUGAUUUCGUCCCACUCUAUUCCACACCUCCUCGUUUCAGCCAUUCUCUUCCAGUAGCCCAUGUAAAGCAUUUCCACAUUUAAUUGUGGACAUUUCUUGCUUUGUAUUCAUAACUGUCAUUGUGUAUGUUAUAAUGGGCUACAUAAUUCAACAUAAAAUCCAUUAAGUCAUGUACUUGUAAGUCCUCCAUGUGUGUAUUUUGUUAUCAUAUUAAAAAAAAAUUUACACUACUUUAGCCAUUAUUUUAAAACAUGAAAUACUAGCAAUAACUUUAAUACAUGUACAGGUGUAUCACAUUUAUGAUUUUUGAUAUUUAUUUCUAGCUACAUGUAUUCAUAACAUGUUAAAUUUGUUAUAUUGGUGCAUCACAAUAUAUGAUAUCUCCAUCAUUUAUUUAAAAUGUAAGUAUUUCUGGAUUUCCCAGGCCAUAUUAUAUUUCUGGGCUGUACACAAUUUGUAUCUGCGUGGUGUUUGUUGUCUUCAACUAAGCUGUACAUAACUUUUUGGCAAGUGUUGUGAAAAGUUUAUGCCAAACCAGAUACAAAUGAUACUCCUUGUGGUUCACAUUGUUUUACAUCUUUAAAGUUUCAGCCAUAUUUUGCAUCAGAUUUUAAAACUAUGAUCUCAAUUAAUUAUACCACCAGAUGUGCAUCUUUAAUACAUAUGCAGACUUCAUAUUAAAGGAAACAAAGAGUUUGCUGUCUGAAAUGAUCAAGUUCAGAGAAGAUUUCUGCAAAGGUGGUGUUUUUAUUGUCACUGGUUGAAGAGACAUCAAAAUAUUGUACACUAAAGACUAAAAGUGUUACGCUAUGGAUUAUUCAGCUAAGUCAAUAUUUAAAUAUUGUUCAUGAAUUUUCAACAUUUUUUUUAUAUACUAUACAUUUUACACUUGAUUUGAAACUAUUGAUCUUCCGUUAACUACCAGUGAUUGUUCCCGGCAACACCGGUGUCGAAUGGGGAAUUCUACUCACUGAACAGUCUAUUCAGUCUGUGAUUGUAUUUUUGGUAGCACCAAUUAGUCACCCAUCACUAUCAGCAAGCAGCUUUUACUAUGUUCUAUUUCCUUAUUCUUAUAAUUGUGCAGGUAAUUUCAUUUCAUAUUUUUGUGGUUGUCAUUUUUUUGUUUUUUUUUUUGUCAUGAACUUAAAUUCUGUAGAGGAGCUGUAUAUUUUAGUUGAGUUAAUAAUUUGUCACAAAGGUGUUGAUAUUCAGAUUCACAGUUGUAUUAAUGUUCAAUAUUUGGUCUAAGCAGGUUGUAUUUUUUCUGUAAUUAUUACUGCAGUAUGGAAAAAAACACUGCUGUUGAUCUGAAAAAUGCAUUUUAUUGUUUUGCAGCAUUUGUUUUUUUUUUUUCCUUUUUGUGGCCAGUAAAUGUAUUUACUUGUUGCCAUGGUAACAAGAAUAUCAGUGAGAAUGGUUAAUAAAUAAAAAUGUAUAUAUAUUUAUAUAUGUAUCUUUUUUUUAUUUCCUGAUGUUUAGGUAUGCUGCUGUAAUUUUUGUCAGUCAAUGUUAAUGCAUGAGUCUUGUUUCAAGAUUGGAUAAAUACUGGCAUUGGUUUUUAGACAAUUACAAACAUAUUUUGUGUUAAUAGCACAAUAUGUGCUUGUACAUUUUUUGCAUCUGUCAUUGUUUUACUUAAUCUAUAUUUUUAAUGUAGCUUACAUUGCAGCUUUGUACGGGUAUUGUAAUCCAGUUUAUGUUCAUGACCUGUUUAGCUAAAUUGACAAAGGAAUGUCAGAAUAGAUGGUGAAAGAAAACAAAAAAAAAACAUUACACAUGGUAUCAAAUUUUCGCAUGUGAAAUCAAAUCCGCAAAGGUCAAGCUUCAAAUAAUGUGAAUUGUAGAAUUCAUUUAAAAUUAAAUGGGUGUUUACCAGUAUAGUACAUUUAGCAUGUUUGGUAAGGGAAAUGCGUGUUCAUACAUAAAAUCAAAGAUAAAACAAGUUGUGCUUUAUUUUGCCUUUGAGCUCUUGUCAAAGAGAAGUUCUGAAUGAAAUUGUCCAUAAACUAGGUUUUGAUAGUCUUUACUGUUCUUUGUGUUGUUGUAUGAAAUGACUAUGUCUAAUCUUCAACAUUCAGGACUGAACUUUUCUGUGCUGUAUUGCUGUGCAUAAGAAGGACUUAAGUGUCAUGUUGUCUUCGGUUAUUUAUCAACUUGACCAAGAAUCAGACUAAUGUAAUAAUCAUUCUUUUACUGCUGAGCAAUAAUCUCUCUUUGAUCACUCACAGACUACAGAGUACAAACAAUAUUAUGGCGUGUAUCAUAGGUUUUUGAUGGCAUGACUUAUGGGAUGAUCUCUCUGGAUUAUGAGAUGAUUUGAAGAUAUUCAUUGCUGACUUCUUAGUGUCAAGAUUUAUACUAGGAUGUGCCAAUUCAUGUCUGUUUUUGCAUAGACAAAGUUUGAUCUCAAACUGGGUUACCCCCCUUUGAUUGCAGAGUGCAUCGCUUUGUAUGCUCUGCCUAGCAAAUUGGUCACUAUAAAAACUCAUCAUUAUUCUGCUGUGGGAAUAACAACCCAGUGAUUGUUUAUGAAUAUGUACUAACAUUUUAGCAGUCUAGAAAAUAGCUUUUUUGUAGUACUUGUAUCAAUACAUUUUUACAUUUAUGUAUAUUAUGGUCAUAUUUACAUGUGUAAGUUUAAAUUAUUUAUGAACCUAUACAUGUACAGUAAGAAAUGUUCACAUUAUAAGAUACAUGAUGAAAGAUAUGGCUUGAAUAUGCAUGGAAUGUAAUGACAGUUCCAUGAUUAAUGUAUGAACUUCUGUGUUUUAAUGUAUAAAUAA
Liolophura sinensis is the source of this 5330-nucleotide messenger RNA. Its product is annotated as G/T mismatch-specific thymine DNA glycosylase-like. Gene Ontology annotation, cellular component: nucleus. NCBI's taxonomy places the organism in Eukaryota, Metazoa, Mollusca, Polyplacophora, Chitonida, Chitonidae. The transcript is spliced from 9 exons. The record is from RefSeq and is a predicted model, not a curated record. Bases 468 to 1907 code for a protein of 479 amino acids. Gene Ontology annotation, molecular function: pyrimidine-specific mismatch base pair DNA N-glycosylase activity; uracil DNA N-glycosylase activity. Gene Ontology annotation, biological process: base-excision repair, AP site formation.